Acomys russatus (golden spiny mouse) is the source of this 2102-nucleotide messenger RNA. It is a transcript of the gene Ces3, whose product is annotated as carboxylesterase 3. Lineage: Eukaryota; Metazoa; Chordata; Mammalia; Rodentia; Muridae. The coding region runs from base 122 to 1837 and encodes 571 amino acids. The record is from RefSeq and is a predicted model, not a curated record. The transcript is spliced from 13 exons.
CUUCAUAAUUCCUGAGCUGGCCACCAACCAAGUGGGCUGGACCAAGUUACUUUUUACAAGAUAAGAGGUACUAGUAUAUAAAGGCAAGUCGUCUCUGGCUUUCCACAGCUUCUUCCAGUACAUGAUGAGAAAUACGAGGGCAAUGGUACAAGCUGGGUCCAGUGUCCUAGGCUGGGUGACCUGUCUGCUCCUGGCAUUUCCUGCCACAGUCACUGGACCCAAAGUCAUUCCGCCUGAAGUGGAUACCCUGCUGGGUCGCGUGCGAGGCCGGCAGGUGGGUGUGAAGGGUACAGACCGCAUGGUGAACGUCUUCCUGGGCGUUCCCUUCGCUCAGGCACCACUGGGACCUCUUCGCUUCUCAGCCCCACUCCCACCACAGCCCUGGGAAGGUGUGAGGGACGCCACCACCAAUCCCCCAAUGUGCCUGCAGGAUGGAGAGAGGAUGAGCAACAGCAGAUUCACCCUCAACGAAAAGUUUCAGAUCUUCUCUGUUUCUGAGGACUGCCUGAUCCUCAACGUCUAUAGCCCUGCUGAUAUCACAGCAGGGGCCAGAAAGCCGGUUAUGGUAUGGAUCCAUGGGGGCUCUCUGAUGGUUGGUGCCGCCACCUCCCAGGAUGGAUCAGCCCUGGCUGCCUAUGGGGAUGUGGUAGUGGUCACUGUCCAGUACCGCCUUGGGAUCUUUGGCUUCCUCAGCACCGGUGACAAGCACAUGCCGGGGAACCAGGGCCUCCUAGAUGUGGUGGCAGCCCUACACUGGGUGCAGGGGAACAUAGCUCCCUUUGGAGGUGAUCCCAACUGUGUCACUAUCUUCGGUAACUCGGUUGGUGGCAUGAUCGUCUCGUUCCUGGUCCUAUCUCCCGUGUCCGCGGGGCUCUUCCACAGAGCCAUAUCUCAGAGUGGGGUUGUCACCAACAUGAUGAAGGAGAUGGAUCCAGGGCCUGUAGCUCAGAGCUUUGCCAACUCCAUGGCCUGCAGCUCCGUAUCCUCGGCUGAGCUGGUGCAAUGCCUGCUGCGGAAGGAAGGAAAGGAACUAAUCAAGCAGAAAAACGUGCGUAUCUCCUAUGUCAUCAAUGACUCCUUCUUCCCGCAAAGCCCGGAGACGCUCCUAACAGAAAAACAGUUCCCCACUGUGCCCUACCUCCUGGGAGUCAACAAUCAUGAAUUUGGCUGGCUUAUGUUCAAGGUCUGGGGAAUCUUGGAUAAGUUGGAGCAUUUGAGCAAGGAGGACCUCCUGGAGACUUCAAGGCCCUUCUUGGCCAUUCUGGACGUGCCCCAUGAGGUUAUGUCCACCAUCAUAGAUGAAUACCUAGGUAAUGCCUCAGAUGCAGCAGCUACAAGGUAUGCCUUCCAGGAGUUGCUGGGUGAUAUCAUGUUCGUCAUUCCUACCUUGAACUUCUCAAGGCACCUCCAAGGUGCUGGGUGCCCUGUUUUCUUGUACGAGUUCCAGCAUACUCCCAGUUCAUUUGCGAAGUUCAAGCCAGCCUGGGUGAAGGCUGACCAUGGGUCCGAGAGUGCCUUUGUUUUUGGAGGUCCUUUCCUCACAGAUGAGAGCUCCCUCCUGGCCUUCCCGGAAGCCACAGAGGAAGAGAAGCAGCUGAGCCUGACCAUGAUGGCCCAGUGGACCCAGUUUGCAUACACAGGGAACCCCAAUGCCAAGGGCCUGCCUCCUUGGCCCCAAUUAAACCAGUUAGAACAAUACUUGGAGAUUGGCGUAGAACCACAGACUGGGGUGAAGCUAAAGAAGGAACGGCUGCAGUUCUGGACAGAGACACUGCCCGGAAAAAUCCAAAAGUGGCAACAACAUCAGAAGAGCAGGAAAGCUUCAGAAGAACUCUGAGGUCCAGGCCUACCUGGACCUUCCUGACUGGGGCCAAUGCAAAGAGUGAUGGAGUCCCAGGAAGACAGCUUCUUGCUGUUUCUUCUCAGAGACUUCCACUUGGACCAGGCUGAUGUGAGCUCGUGUUUUUUAAAAGCAUCAGACACCGCAAGACUGGUAUGGUGCGCUACUGAAAUGUUUCCGUCCUGGUUUCUACUUCUGGACCCUUGCACAAGCCUCUGCUUCUUCCUGAAGUGCCUUGAUUCCUUGCUAUAUGGAAAGGUCC